AUGUGGCUGGGGCAAGGGCUGGCACGCACCACUGAGGGCGUCAACAUCGGUGGGUACCUCCACUGCACACCUUCACUCGCGCAUCACCAUAGGGUCGUUGCGGGCCAGGCCGGGGAAAGGGGGCCAGAGUGGGAAAGGAGGCCCGGACAAAUCGGAUUUUCAGGGCGUGGCGCCCACAUCGUCGCCCGAUGCCCCCACUGCGCCUGGGAGCGUCGCAAAUGUAGGCGCCGCCCUAACCCCGCCCACCACGAAGCCGGGGGAUUCUGUGGAAGCGGCGGAGCGCAACGCCGACCACCUGGCGGCACAAGACGCACAGUAGACCUGGAGUCUGUUAAGAAAAUGACGCCCGACUGGGAGUGGACAACCGCAAUCUACAGAAGGAAACAGAGGGAGUUCGUCGACCAACUCGAACCAUGCUGCAGUGACAGGGGCUGGGGUGCCCCGAUGAGUAAGUUCAAUAGCAACCUUAAACGCUACCGCUUGCCUAAGAACCACAAGUGCGAGAGAUGUGUGUUGCCAAGCGGCACGAUAGAGGAGGGGUUGCAUAUGGCAGCGCGUAUGCACCCGGGUAGGAGGGCGCGGUUAAUUCUAAGCGAGUAUAACAGACUACGGGAACUGGCCCCCAGCCUAUGCCCGCACAACCUUCGAAAACUACUCAAAGAAUCGACAGGGUGGCUAAAGUUGGGAGGGCCAUUUAUAUACAAGGAAUGGCGCCUCCUGACGUAUUGGGAGACCUUCAGCGGCUAUGUAGCGCCGGUAGACCUGAAUACGCUACGUGGGGGUGUUGACGACUGGCUUACAAUAACCAAGCAUAAUGGCGAACGUAUUGAUGAGGCGCAAUAUGUUCAAGACAUACUGGACGAGACUGUUAGAUUCAUGUCCGAGGAGUGGACGAUGCCGGACAAGUUGCCUACGGUGGAACAAUGGGUCGCCAGUGGGGUGUGGAUGAGAGGCAAGGCGGGCACGGGACGAAAACACCAUGAUCCGGAUAGAGGGAAAGGAGAAGCGUACACGGAGGUACAAGGGAGUUGA
This is a messenger RNA of Arctia plantaginis, 1032 nucleotides long. NCBI's taxonomy places the organism in Eukaryota, Metazoa, Arthropoda, Insecta, Lepidoptera, Erebidae. The record is from the annotation of a GenBank genome assembly.